Cuscuta campestris is the source of this 1490-nucleotide messenger RNA. NCBI's taxonomy places the organism in Eukaryota, Viridiplantae, Streptophyta, Magnoliopsida, Solanales, Convolvulaceae. The record is from the annotation of a GenBank genome assembly.
CAAACCGUCCAAUCUUCCAUCGCUGAUUUCAUACUUCCCAGCUUCCCAUCUUCUCAACAACCCGAAUUCAAUUUACGUACUGUCUACUCCUCCUCCUCCCCUUCUUAAUUAAUUGCUCCUCCUUCACCAUAAUUUAAUUUCAUUCAAACCCAGCCAGCCUCACUAGAUUUCUGUUAUUGAUCCGAAAAUUGCCCGUAUAUAUACGCCGAGAUUCUCGCAGUUCAUCUGCUUAUAAUCCGAUCGCGCGCUGUAAUGGAUCCAAAGCAGGACACCGUGCCGAUGAAUAGUCAAGUCGCUUCCGACGGCCCCGUCCCGAGUAAGACCGCCGCACGGCGGAGGAGGACGGCGUGCUUGGCUUUCGGAGCGGCGGCUGUCUUGGUGGCGUUAAUCCUCGUCGUACUGGGCUUCACCGUCUUCAAACCCAAAAAGCCGACCACCACCGUGGAAUCAGUUUCACUCAGCGAUUUCAAUUUCUCCAUCGAUUUACUGCCCCCGGCCGUCCACAUCAACCUCACGCUCGACGCGCGCGUCGCCGUCCGGAACCCUAAUCGCGUCGGGUUCAAGUACGACAACAGCUCCGUGCUGCUCAAGUACAGGGGCGAGGACGUGGGCGACGCGCCGAUCCCCGCCGGGAAGAUCGGCGCCCGGCAGACGAUCCCGAUGAAUGUCACCAUAACCGUCAUGGCGGAUCGGCUCCUCUCCAACGGGAAGCUGCUCUCGGACGUCUCCGGCGGAACGGUCCCGCUCUCCACCUACACCAGAAUCACCGGUACAGUUCGGAUCCUGUUCAAAAUUCAUGUGAAAUCAGUUAGCACUUGCGAUUUGUCCAUUGACGUCGGCAGUAGAAGUGUCGCGAAACAGAACUGUGAGUACAAGACUAAAUUAUAGAUCGAUCUGCCAGCAGCUUUGAUUUGUUUCCUUCCUUGUGGACGACUGCGGAUUUAGAUUUACGUACAUUCCAAUACUUUUCAAUUCAUAGAGAAUUAGAAGAUGCAUUAUAUACAUGCCAUGUAAAAUACUCCCACUCUCCCAACUUUUUGAGCCUUAUUUACUUGGUAAAUUCUUGAGUGAAGAUCCACAUGAAAUUCAUAGACCCUUUUAAUAGUUAAUUUUUCGUCCCAAAAUAAUUUACUUCUUUACUAUCAUGAUUUCUUGAUAACUCUUGAUUUACUUGUUUUGUAUAACUCUUGAUUUAGUUUUUAAAUAUGUAAAUUUUAUUUUUUAUUUCUAUACUAAUAUCUAAACAAAAUUAUUUUAAAAGCCACACGAUUUUGCACAUCUUUAGAAUAGUGAACCAGCAAAUGACCAGCAAUAUCAGUCUUUUUUGUUUUUUUUUCCUUCAACACAGAGAGUAAUAACUUAACACAAAAGUUACAUUGUACAGAUGCCUGCCCCCGGCAAACAGAAACACACUUAGCUUUCAGGUAAAAAUUAUAAAGGGGGGGGGGGGCGCUAAAAUAUCUAAACAAGUUAAUGUUUUGUAUGACUUA